CAUCAUCCAUGGCCUGUUGUUUUAAUAAUCAGUUCAAAGGGCUAGAACCCAAACCCACAUGCACAAAAGCAAGAGGCCACGUUAGUCCCUUUUUUUAUUUUUAUUUUUUUUGCCCCCUCAGCAGAACCGAGCUAACAUAUAAAUUCAAAAGGGAACAGGGAUUCCCAAGGGCAUCCAAAUACCCUUCCCUUCCCUUCCCUUCCCUUCUCCUUUGCUGUGACUCUCAAGCAAACCCACCAACUCCUAAAUUUAAUAUCAAUGUCACCAGCAGACCCCACCAUAUCUUUCAAUAAUCUAAAAUUAUGUCUUAUUUUAUGCUCAAAUUAUUGCAGAGAAGCUUCUUAAUUAAAAACACUGCCUCUGCUCUCCACAGUGAGAGGGAGAGAUCUGCUACCUUCGUGCUCUCUAUCCUCUAUAAUGCCGAGGAAAUAGUAUAGGAGGAAAUGAUGGUGGACUGAAGGUUAGAUCUCAGAGAUGUUCAAGGCAGGGAGAUGGAGGGCCGAGAAGAACAAGAUCAAAGCUGUGUUCAAAUUCCAGUUCAAAGCAACCCAGGUGCCUGUCGGUGGAUGGGAGGCAAUGGUGGUAACUUUGGUCCCUGCGGACGCCGGAAAGCCGAGCCUGAGAUCGGAGAAGACCGCAGUUGUCAAUGGAGAGUGUCACUGGUUGAAUCCAAUAUAUGAGACCGUGAAGCUCAACCUGGACCAAAAAAAUGGAAAGAUCGGUAGCAAAAUCUACCAGUUUAUUGUUUCAGCAACUGGAUCGGCGAAAUCUGGGGUGUUAGGAGAAACCAACAUUAAUUUAGCGGAUUACGCGGUGGUGUAUAAGCCUACCUCGGUUUCUCUCCAGCUCCAAGAUUCAGACAAUCGAGCCACCCUGCAUGUUAUCAUACAGAGAGUGCAGGGUGAUGCUGAAGGAAGGGAAGUUCCUGAAAAUGGAGAAACGCAGAUAGAAACAUCUGAAAACAGAGGUGCAACUGGGAAUAAGCAGCGAAGGACAUUGAGGAGCCAGUUAAGCGAUCCAGAGUUUGAAGAAAGUAGCAUACCAGCCAGCGGUGCAAAUGCUGAACAGGAAGGAUCAUUCAUAAACAAUAAGGCACUGAUUAAGUUCCAUUCUGCCAUAAAUAUGCCUCUACAUGACGAUUUAAGUGGCAACCUCAGAAAGUCUAGCAGCUCGGAUGGUAUAUCAGUUUCAGGUUCAGAAAGCAGUUCAGGACAACAUACACCAAAAGGGAAUGGAAUCAAGAAUAAUAUUGCCCAUCAGGGAAAUGCAAGCAUGCUAUCACCUCUUAGCAGCAGUACUCCUCCUCGAAAUAUUGGUUGGCCUCUGGCUUUAGCAAUUAAUGGAAGUACUGCUGGAUUGACAAAUAGUUCAGAAGAGAGUGGUAGAAUUCUUGAGAAACAGAAAAGUGAUUGCGAUGUUUUGGCUAGGCAGUUAGAAUUAUCAGAGCUGGAACUUCAGACGCUUCGAAAGCAAGUCGUGAAGGAGCGCAGGCGAGGACAAGAUUUUUUGAGGGAAUUAAGUAGCCUAAAAGAGGAAAGAGAUGCACUUAGAAAAGAAGUUGAUGAACUUAAGGCCUCCAAGAAAAGAGCAGCUGAUGAUGAGAAUGUCUCAGCUAUGAUGCAGUUUGGGGCCAAAGAUCCAUGGUCAAUGCUAGAAGAAAUGAAAAAAGAGUUGGAUCAUGAGAAAAACUUGAAUUCCAAUCUUCAGCUACAAUUGCAGAAGACACAGGAAUCAAAUUCUGAGCUAAUAUUUGCUGUCAGAGAUCUUGAGGGACUGCUGGAACAGAAAAAUAUGGAAAAGUCCAGUGAUCAUGAGGAUUCCCAAGGACUGGGAUGCCAAAAUCAUUUAUCUCAUUCGAGGAAUUUGGAAGUCAAGCCAGAGUCCUUUCAAACUACUUCAGACCAUGAGGAAGAACAAUAUGAACUGGAUAUUCUAAUUAAGGAGCGUAAUGAUAUGAAACUAGCAUAUUGUCAAGAGCAGAAGAUUUUAAACCUGAACAGUGAACUAGAAUUGUAUAAGAAAGACCAUGAAGACCUAGAGAUUCAAAUAGAACAGCUUGCAUUGGAUUAUGAGAUUUUGAAACAAGAAAAUCAUGACAUCUCAUCUCGACUUGAGCAGACCCAGCUGCGGGAACAGCUAAGGAUGCAGUAUGAUUGUUCCGCGCAUUUAGCCAUCAUAAAUGAUCUUGAGUCUCACAUUGAGACCCUGGAAAAAGAACUUGAGAAACAAGCUGAGGCUUAUGAAGCUAAUCUAGCAAAUGUAAUACAGGCCAAAGUUGAGCAAGAGCAAAGGGCCAUAAAGGCAGAGGGAGAAUUGAGAAAGACUAGGUGGAAAAAUGCUAGCACUGUCAAACAGCUUCAGGAGGAAUUUAAGAGGCUAUCAUCUCAAAUAUCAACCACAUUUUGUGCAAAUGAGGAUCUGGUAAUGAACACACUAGAGGAAUCAAGAGCAUUGCGUAUGGAGAAAUGCCGUAUGGAAGCACUGUUGGAGAAAAAUGUUGAGGAACUUUCAUCUUUGCAGAGCCAACAUCAUGUAAAAUGUCAGCUGCUUCUUAGCCUUGUAGACUUCAAAACAAAAGAAGCAGAAGAGCUACAUCUUGAACUUAGAGAUAAAAGGAAGGAGCUUGAUGAUUUACGGAAAUCUGAUGAAGCACGACAAAAGGCUUUCAGGGAAGAAAAUUCAAUACUUAUAGCUGAGAUGGAGCAGCUCUCAAGAGAGAAAAGUCUUCUUCUUGCAGAAAUAGAACAGAAGGAAAAGCUGGUAGCUGAGAUACAAGAAAUAAGGACGUCAAGAAAAGACAUGGAACUGAUGCUACAAAAAAGAAACUUGGAGAGGAAUGUGCUUGUCGAAGAACUUUCUGUGUUAAAAGAGGAAUCAAAAAGCUCACUGGAGGAACUAAAUACCUUGAGGCGUUUAAAGGAUGAUCAAGAAGCCACAGUCAGAACUCUAACCUUAAAGGUAGAAGCCCUCACGGCACAGUAUAAUGACUUGAAAAAUGGGUUGCCUGAUGAUAGCUUAGAAAAGGAGAACCUGAGGAAAGAAGUCCUGUUACUAAGAGGAAGCCUUAGGAAGGAAGCAGACAAUAUUGCAAGCAUAGAGAAAAGGUUCAAAGACAAAAAGUCAAACCUAACGGUUUCAGAAGGAAUCCCAAUGAUAAAUACUAGAGGCGAAAGCAAAAGUCCUUACCAAGGUGCUCAUGGCUCUGAAAGAGUUGCUGACUUGCAUGAGGACUAUAAACCUUUUGAUGACGAAAGUGAUUCUAACGAGAAGUUUCAGAAUGAUAACACAAGGAGUCUAAAUAUCAGCGGGGGUUAUUUGCUGGAGAAAAUGGUUCAGGGUGAACAAUUCACAAAUUAUUCACAUGAAGAUCACGAUGAGAGAAUCAGAAGCAAUUUCAAUGCAAAUACACAGACAGAAGUAGAGGCUUCAGUUUCCUGCCCCGGUGAUCCAUAUAAAAUAGCUGGGUUACUAUCCCAAAUGGCAGAACUGAAACAACAAAAUGAAUCAAUGGAAGCAGAUCUAAAAGAAAUGCAAGAAAGGUACUCAGAGAUGAGCUUAAGGUUUGCAGAAGUGGAAGGUGAAAGACAACAGCUUGUAAUAAAAAUUCGCACUCUUAAAAAUGCUACAAAGAACUAGUUUUUUCUUCCCACCUCUUUCAGCAUACUUCAGAGAGGAACCUGUACAGGCAAGGAACUGGGUAUGCUAGAUGGAAUAUCCAGGACUUGCACAGACAGUAGCAAUUGGUUAGGAAAAAAUAUGAUAUACACAUCCACAAUGGAUUUUUCUCUCUUUCACCUGGAUGCUAUAUGUUUCCCUGUCUUAAUGAAUGUUAAUUGAUCGUUUGACUUUA
This is a messenger RNA of Asparagus officinalis (garden asparagus), 3850 nucleotides long. Its product is annotated as paramyosin-like. The record is from RefSeq and is a predicted model, not a curated record. The coding region runs from base 475 to 3636 and encodes 1053 amino acids. The transcript is spliced from 8 exons. NCBI's taxonomy places the organism in Eukaryota, Viridiplantae, Streptophyta, Magnoliopsida, Asparagales, Asparagaceae.